GGCUGCCCCCGCCCCCGGGCCGCCAGCGGCCCCGGCCCGCCCCGCCCGCCUCCGCCAUGGCCCCGCUGCUCCGGCUCUGCGCCCUGGCGUUGGCCCUGACCCUGCUGCCCAGUGCCGCUGCCGCCGGUGCGCCGGUCGUGGCGGGAGAUUGUCACCAGUAUACAAACAGGACCUGUGAGGAGUGUCUGAAAAAUGUCACUUGCCUGUGGUGUGCCAGCAGUGGGAGGUGCGUGGACUAUCCCAUCCGAAGAGUCCUCCCCCCGGCCGACCUCUGUGACCUCCGCUCUGCACGCUGGGGAGUCUGCUGGGUGAACUUUGAAGCCCUGAUUAUUGCAAUGUCUGUGGUGGGAGGAACGAUCCUUAUCAUGUUGGGGGUCUGCUGCUGCUGCUGCUGUUGCAAGAAAAAGAGCAAAAAGCCAGACAAGGAUGACGAGAGAGCGGCCAGGGAGCGGGAGAGGAGGCGGGUGCGGCAGGAGGAGAGGAGAGCAGAGAUGAAAUCACGGCAUGAUGAAAUUCGAAGAAAAUAUGGCCUGUUCAAGGAAGAGAAUCCAUAUGCAAAAUUUGAGAAUUAGCACCUCCGGACCUGCCCACCCAGGUGAACAGUGCCUUCCUGUAGAGCUGCAGGACUCCAUGCUUCCUCCGCCAUGAGGAGACUGUUGUGGUGCCACUUCCCACUUCAGCUGCCACAGAAGAUGAGCCAAAUGCUUGGUGACACCAUUGUCCCCACUCCAGAUGCUCGGUUUGUUCCAGAGCUUUGCUCUUGAUCUGCUGGUGCAGGAAAAUGUGGUGGCAAUACUGCAGAACAGGUUUCUUCUCACUCACCCCUCAGUGGUAACAGAAUCCAAAGUAAUGCAAAUAACAGUCCUCGUCCCUGACUAAGGGCAAAAGCAACCUUAUGCAUCUUUCUUGCUCCUGCCUCGCCAAGUACCCUUCACACAUACAGAGCCAGGCUCUUCUGUUCACCUCCUUUCUUUUUUCUCUCUUUUUUUUUUUUUCUAUGGGCAAAAAGUAUAGGCAAAAGCCAGUAAGAGUUUCUUGACUCAUUGGUCAGCAGGAAGGAGACCUUGGCUGUUACUCCAGGUGCCUGUACUUGUCCCAGCACAUUAGCAUUCCUUUCAAAAAGCACAAGUUUCUGCUUAUCUCGGGCCUCCAGGAGGAAGGUCCCAUGUGCACAUUCUCACUUGCAACUAAUCUGGGGGAAUGCCCCAACCCUCCUACCUCUCUGUGCCUUUCUAGAAAGGUGGUCUCUUGGGCUUCAUGGCCGUGGCUGAUAGCAAUACUGUAGGAUUCAUAUGCCUUUACAAUACGUUGACUAUAAUUAAACUGAUUUGAUUACUGUCGUAA
Messenger RNA from Phalacrocorax carbo (great cormorant), 1344 nucleotides. The record is from RefSeq and is a predicted model, not a curated record. NCBI's taxonomy places the organism in Eukaryota, Metazoa, Chordata, Aves, Suliformes, Phalacrocoracidae.